AUGUCUCAGCGUUAUCUCAGUACUCGUGGAAGCGAGUCCGGACGGUCUUUUGAGGAUGUUGUCAUGAAGGGACUUGCCUCGGAUGGUGGUCUAUUCAUUCCUGAGGAGAUUCCUUCUCUGCCACCGUCAUGGGAGAGUGAGUGGCGGGAUUUGUCCUUCGCCGAAUUGGCGCACCGUAUCAUGUCCCUAUACAUCUCUCCUUCUGAAAUUCCCUCUGAAGAUCUGAAGGCUAUCGUCGAAAAGUCCUACUCGACCUUCCGUCACCCGGAGCGUACACCCGUCGCCGCAUUGGAUCCCAAGGACAACCUCUACCUCCUUGAACUCUUCCACGGACCAACCUUUGCUUUCAAAGACGUUGCGCUCCAGAGCUUGGGUAACUUUUUUGAAUAUUUCCUCGUGCGCAAAAAUCAGGGAAAGACUGGCAAGGACCGUCACCACUUGACCAUUGUGGGCGCAACAUCCGGUGAUACUGGCUCGGCGGCCAUCUAUGGUCUGCGAGGCAAGAAGGAUGUGUCUGUCUUCAUUCUCUUCCCCAAGGGCAAGGUUAGCCCCAUUCAGGAGGCGCAGAUGACAAGCGUACUCGAUGCGAAUGUCCACAACCUCACUGUCGAAGGCUCCUUUGAUGACUGCCAGGACAUCGUCAAGGCCAUAUUCGCCGAUCCUGAUAUCAACAAGACCCACAAUAUUGGUGCCAUCAACUCGAUCAAUUGGGCCCGUAUUCUCGCUCAGAUCACCUACUACUUCUAUUCAUAUCUCUCCCUGACAAAAUCCCCCAACUACAAACCGGGUACCGGUGUGCGUGUUGUGGUGCCCUCCGGGAACUUUGGAGAUAUCCUGGCUGGAUGGUUCGCCAAGCAGAUGGGCCUACCCUUCUCCAAGCUGGUGGUUGCCACCAACGAGAACGAUAUCCUCGACCGAUUCUUCCGCACCAACGGUCACUACACCAAGAAGCCUCUUGACGCGCCCACGGACGCGGGCGUUAAGGAAACCCACAGCCCGGCCAUGGACAUUCUCGUCAGCAGCAACUUUGAGCGUCUUCUCUGGUUCUUUGCAUUCCAGACUGACAAGGCCGCUACCGCUGACGAGCGCCGUAAGCACGCCUGCGAAAGUGUCAGCAGCUGGUUGAACAAACUGAAGACCGAGGGCGGCUUCCAAGUCCCCGCCGCCAUCAUCGAGGCCGCCAAGGCCGAAUUCGAGAGCGAGCGAGUCAGCAAUGAAGAAACCAUCGAGACCAUCCGGGAAACCUACAGGAAUUGUGUUCCCAAGGAUCUUCCCGCUGGUAGCCCCAGAAGCUCCAAGACCGGCGGCUACAUUCUCGACCCGCACACAGCUGUUGGUGUUGCUGCUUCCCGCCGCUCAAUUCAGCGAAAUCCCGGUGAAAGCCACAUUUCGCUGUCGACGGCACACCCUGCCAAGUUCGCGAGCGCAGUGGAUCUGGCUUUGAGCAAGGAAGACGGUUACAGCUUCAGUGAAGUACUCCCCGAGGAGUUUGUGGGCCUGGAGCAGCGUGAGCGUCGCGUCACGGCGGUGCCUCGUGGUGCAGGCUGGGAGGGCGUGCGUGAAAUUGUCAAGGCCGAGGUGGAGCAGGAGCUUGAGGGUCAACGUUAA
Messenger RNA from Penicillium oxalicum, 1608 nucleotides. RefSeq names its product threonine synthase THR4. Gene Ontology annotation, biological process: L-threonine biosynthetic process. The transcript is spliced from 5 exons. Gene Ontology annotation, molecular function: threonine synthase activity; pyridoxal phosphate binding. The coding region runs from base 1 to 1608 and encodes 535 amino acids. The record is from RefSeq and is a predicted model, not a curated record. NCBI's taxonomy places the organism in Eukaryota, Fungi, Ascomycota, Eurotiomycetes, Eurotiales, Aspergillaceae.